Molecule: messenger RNA, 1116 nt
Organism: Aureobasidium melanogenum CBS 110374
Lineage: Eukaryota; Fungi; Ascomycota; Dothideomycetes; Dothideales; Saccotheciaceae
Product: Clavaminate synthase-like protein
Exons: 3
Coding region: 1-1116 (371 amino acids)
Molecular function (GO): dioxygenase activity
Source: RefSeq, a predicted model, not a curated record
AUGCACGACUUAGCAGAGCAGUCCGAGGCGGACUUGAACUUUUUGAACCUGCCGCCAUUCCCAGAGCAUGUGCCUACAGCGCCACUCCUGCGUAUAAGUCUGAGUAAACUCAAACAAGGUGAUCCAGAGGAAAUUGACAAGCUAUGGAAAGCUUGCUGUGAGCUUGGUUUCUUCUAUCUCGACCUCCGUGGCGCCUCAGACAGCCAUAAAAGUCACCCAAUGUCCUCUGUCGACGUUAACGGCGAACAACUGCUCCAAGAUGCCGAAGAUCUGUUCAGGGUCGGCAAAAGCGUAUUUGACCUGCCUGUCGAAGAAAAGGUCAAAUAUGAUUUGAAGGACCAAGGAAGCUAUUUUGGCUACAAAGGAUAUGGUCAAGGUGUUAUUGAUGCCGCAGGGACGAAAGAUAGGAAUGAGUUCUACAAUGUUUCGAAAGAUGAUAUUCUAGGUCUCUCUGAACCAUUGCCAGCUCCCAAGCUACUGGACCCUCAUCGAGACUUGUUGAGAUCUUUCAUGCAACACUCCCACGCCAUUGUGGACUUACUAUUGAGCCUGUUGAACAAUCAAUUGGGUCUGCCACACGACAAGCUCACUUCUUUGCAUAGACUCGGCUCGGUCUCUGGCGAUCAGGUUCGCUGGGUGCAUGCACCGCCUCAGCCGAUGGACGACCGUAGAACUGCACUCGGCGAACAUACUGAUUUUGGAAGUGUCACUGUCCUGUUCAAUCGAUUAGGAGGGCUACAGGUCUUGCCGCCAAACUCGAAUGAGUGGUGUUAUGUGAAACCACUACAGGGACAUGCUGUCAUCAACCUGGGCGACGCGAUGGUCAAAUUCACUGCCGGGAUACUACGAUCAAACAUUCACCGUGUCAUCAACCCUCCAGGUCAGCAAGCCGAUCAUACACGAAUGAGCUUGGUGUACUUUGCCAGACCAGCGGACGACGUGAUAUUGAAAGCGUUGAACGGAAGCACCGUGAUUGAUGAGAAACGACGGCAAAGUCCAGGCGAGGCUGAAGAACAAGAGAUCACAAGCAAAGAAUGGAUACUACGCAGAGCAUUGGGUCGAAGACAAGGAGGAGAUUGGACAAAAUCUGGAGGAACAGAGAGUGGACGCGUUUGA